Messenger RNA from Trichoderma gamsii, 846 nucleotides. RefSeq names its product oxidation resistance protein 1. Lineage: Eukaryota; Fungi; Ascomycota; Sordariomycetes; Hypocreales; Hypocreaceae. Gene Ontology annotation, cellular component: nucleus. The record is from RefSeq and is a predicted model, not a curated record. The coding region runs from base 1 to 846 and encodes 281 amino acids. The transcript is spliced from 2 exons. Gene Ontology annotation, biological process: response to oxidative stress.
AUGUGGAGUUUGAUGCGGCGCUGGUCGACAGAGGAGACACACGUCCCCAGCCAUCUCGACGAAGACGAAGACAACAACCCUCACCGCGCGGCGACCCUAAAAGAUGGCAUUAACGAUGUCUACACGCCCAUGCUACGCACACUGAGUCCCUUCCGUCCUCCGCCGCUGGAUCCAGUUGUGCUCCACGGAUACAAGGACAGCACGCCCGCGGCAUCGAGGCUGCUGACGACGGUGGUGGCGGAGGAGAUCCGAACCAUGGUGCCAGAGCGGCUGCGCAUCACCGAAGACUGGCGCUUGGUGUAUAGCAUUGAGCAGCACGGCACGAGCCUGGCGACAUUAUAUCAGAGGUGCAGGCAGUAUGAGGGCAUGAGGGUGGGCUUUGUGCUGGUUGUGAAAGAUCAAGAGGGCGGGACAUUUGGCGCCUAUCUCUCCGAAUAUCCUCAUCCGGCUGCGUCCUAUUUUGGCAACGGAGAGUGCUUCUUGUGGCGUGCCUCGACACUGACGUCUCUUCCGCUGCCACCGUCAGCCGACACGACACAUUUGACGCGCAGUACGACGCUUGCUCCUCCGCCUCGAUCUGGAGCUUCGACACCACGAUCAAUAGAUACGACACCUGGCAUUCGCUUCAAGGCGUUUCCAUACAGCGGCCUAAACGACUUUUACAUCAACUGCGAGACAGGGUUCUUGAGCGUGGGGUCUGGCGGUGGACAUUAUGGCCUGUGGCUGGACGACUCGCUCGAUGUAGGACACAGCGCGACUUGUGAGACCUUUGGAAACGAACCGCUCAGCGAUGCAGGGUCCAAGUUCAGCGUCAUAGGCGUCGAGCUUUGGGUGAUUGGCGCAUGA